Messenger RNA from Colletotrichum karsti, 348 nucleotides. RefSeq lists its product as uncharacterized. The coding region runs from base 1 to 348 and encodes 115 amino acids. The transcript has 2 exons. The record is from RefSeq and is a predicted model, not a curated record. NCBI's taxonomy places the organism in Eukaryota, Fungi, Ascomycota, Sordariomycetes, Glomerellales, Glomerellaceae.
AUGCGCCUCUCUCACAUCUUCGCCGUCCUGGCCUCCGCGGCCUCUCUGAAGACCGCGGCCGCCUACAAGAAGGACAACGUCUGCGCGCAGUGCAUCGACAGAUGCCCUGUCCCGAACUACCGCCCGUACAUGUGGACCAACGUCUGCUCUUGGUGUAUCAACUCCAUCCCUUGCAGGCAACUUUACCACGACCAUGGCCUUCUCCCACCGGAAUGGAUGCCGGGAGGUGGAGUCCACCCGGCUCAGAGGGACUCGUACCAGCCCAGGUCCGGCCUCAAGCCGAUCGAUGGAUCGUAUCCCGACAUUGAGAUUGAGGAGGAUGCGCCGCCGACAAAUUCGACUGCCUGA